This is a messenger RNA of Linum tenue, 2338 nucleotides long. Lineage: Eukaryota; Viridiplantae; Streptophyta; Magnoliopsida; Malpighiales; Linaceae. The record is from the annotation of a GenBank genome assembly.
ACACUGCACAGUAGAAAACACGCCCAUAGCCCGUACUGCUGGAUAUCCGAAACCUCACCGGCGAAGAUCGAGAUCCGACCGGUUUAUUCUAUCUCCGGUCCGGCUACCCUCCCGAUAGUUACGAAAUGUCAAUCUCCUCCAUUUGCUUCUCUCUCAGCAAACCCUAAACCCCUGACCAGAUAAUAAUGCCCAAAAUGGCGAGCCCUCUCAAAAGGAACUUCUUCCCUCUCCUCCUCUUCUCCCUCUUCGUUCUUUCCUUCUUCCUCUUCUUCUCUCACUCUCCUUCCUCCAAUCCAGCCAUCUCCUCUCCAAUCGUAGACUCCAGCAAAAAUCUCGGACCCCAACUCGCUCCAAACUUCAGCUUCCUCAUCAAAGUUCUCGCAUACAAUCGCCUGCAAUCCGUCUCCCGAUGUCUCCGAUCCCUAGCCGCCGCCGAUUACGGCGGGGACACGGUCCAUCUUCAUGUCUACGUCGACCAUUUCGUCGCCGGGAACGAUUCGGCGGAUGUUCUGGAUCGGAAGCUGGACGAGUCGCGCCAGAUUCUGGAGUUCGUGGAUGGGUUCGUAUGGAAUUUCGGGAACAAGAUCGUGCAUUACCGGACCGGGAACGUGGGUCUUCAGGCGCAGUGGUUGGAGGCGUGGUGGCCGAGCUCCGAUGACGAGUUUGCUUUCAUUGUGGAGGACGAUUUGGAGGUUGCUCCCGUGUUCUAUAAGUUUGUCCGAGCUGUGAUCCUCAAUUACCGCUACAAUAGCUCCAAUUUCAGUCCUUCGAUCUUUGGUGUCACCCUCCAGCGCCCAAGGUUUGUUCCAGGUAAACAUGGCAACAAGAUAGUAUUGGACGAGGGAACCAGGCUGUUCUUGUACCAGAUAGUUGGGACUUGGGGACAGAUCCUAUUUCCCAAGCCAUGGAAAGAGUUCAGGUUGUGGUAUGAUGAUCACAAGGUGAAGGGCAUCAAACCGUUUCUCGACGGAAUGGUAACAAACGGAUGGUACAAAAAGAUAGGAGAGAGAAUUUGGACUCCUUGGUUCAUCAAAUUUGUACACUCUAGAGGCUAUUUCAACAUAUACACCAAUUUUGGACAUGAGAGAGCGCUCAGUGUAUCUCACAGGGAUACCGGUGUCAACUAUGGGAAAUCUGCUGGUCCAGACUCUCAAUUACUGGGUGAAAAAAGUUCUAUCGACUUGCUGGAAAUGCAACCCUUGAGUAACUUGAAAUGGUAUGAUUUCUGUUUUAGGGAAGUUCUGCCUGGAAGAAUUGUCAGGAAUGUGGAUGAACUUGGCCCUGUUUUUCUUCAAUCUGUGCAGAAACACAAUACUGUUAUGCUCGUGAGCAUAGUAUGGGCAUCAGAUUCAAUAGCAAGAAACCUGCUCUGCCAUUUUGAGAGGUUAAACAUUCAGAACUAUGUCCUGGUGGGCCUUUCAUCUGAUUACUUGUUCGAUCUUGCUAGAAGAGGGCAUCCGGUGAUUGUUGCUGAUGAGCUUGGCAAGAAUAUGAGAGACCAUAAAUUGGUAAAUUCCCAAGACAACAUCCUUCUGGUAAAGGCUUAUCUAAUGAAGAAGUGUUUGGAGCAUGGACUAAACGUCUGGACAGUGGACGCAAACGUGCUUUUUGUCAAUGACGACAUAUUUCAUCGCGAGUUCACAGAUUCAACAAACGAUUUCUUCGCCGGUAAAGCGCUGGAUCUCUUAUUUGCUAGAAGCUCUUCUGCAGCUAAGAAGGUCGUUGCUGGUGAUGGUUUCCUUGCCAAGGUAGCUACUUAUAUCAACCGAGUCGAGCCAGAGAACAGCAGCAACAUUGCUCAAGUACUUGCGAAGUUGUUAAACCAGAAUGGUAUUGCUGUUAAGACGAUUGCUGAGUCAGCAGUGGGGAUGAAGAUUGAUGAUCGAGAUAGUGUCAGCAGCGAAGCCCUCUCGGGUAAGAAGAUGGUUUACUGGUCGAGGGAGAUGAGUCCGGAAUUUUUAAGGAAACGACUGGAAGAACUAAGCAUGUGGGUUGUGGAUGGAGCAGACUCUUCUUGCAAGGCUGUGGUUUGCCAUCAGCAAUCGUAGCAUUUUGGUCCGAGGAAAAAUCAUUUGAGCAUGUUUCGAUUUGUACUAGUGAUCUUUUGCUGUAGGAAUGUCGAUAUGUUUUGUUGUUAACGCUUUUUCACGUAUCAAAUGGUGGCGACACUAAGUUUUUUCAAUCUACUCAACUUCUGUUGCAGUUAGCUGAUCUUUUCAAUUUGGAUGCAUAACUACCAAUGUUUUAGAAAAAGUAUCCUCCCGCGGUCGGAUUGGAAAAACAUCAGAUGUCGGAUUCCAAACGGUAGUUGGUUUAACAUACGAAACAAUUGAAUUAC